AUGCCUAACAGAAACGUGGUGGCGUGGAACGCGGUGAUGACCAACGCCGUGCUCGCCGGCCGGCCCCUCGAGACGGUCCAAGCUUACUUUGGGCUCCGGGAGGCUGGUGGGAUGCCGAAUGUCGUCUCGGUCUGUGCGUUCUUCAACGCGUGCGCCGGGGCGAUGCUCCUGUUGCCUGGGGCCCAAUUCCAUGGGUUCGUGGUGAAGUGCGGUUUUGACAUGGAUGUCUCGGUGUCGAAUGCGAUGGUUGAUUUCUAUGGGAAGUGCCGAUGCGCGGAGAAGGCAAAGAUGGUGUUUGAUGCGAUGAGAGUCAGGAACAGUGUAUCAUGGUGUUCCAUGGUUGUUGCAUAUGCACAGAACGGGGCAGAGGAGGAUGCUUUUGCUGUGUACCUGGGUGCGAGGAGGGCGGGGGAAGAGCCGACUGACUUCAUGGUCUCCAGUGUGCUCACUACAUGCGCAGGCCUGCUAGGCCUUGACCUUGGGCGUGCUCUGCAUGCAGUUGCUGUUCGCUCUUGCAUCGAUGCAAACAUCUUUGUUGCAAGUGCAUUGGUUGACAUGUAUGGCAAGUGCGGGGGUGUUGAAGAUGCUCACCAUGUCUUUGUCGAUAUGCCACAGCGGAAUCUUGUCACAUGGAAUGCGAUGAUUGGAGGGCAUGCUAACAUCGGUGAUGCUAUAAACGCACUUGCAGUGUUCAGUGAUAUGAUAGCGAGUGGAGAGACAGCACCUAACUACAUCACACUUGUAAAUGUGAUCACAGCCUGCAGUAGAGGAGGUUUGACCAAGGAAGGCUAUGAGCUGUUUGAGACAAUGAGGGAGAGGUUUGGGAUAGAACCACGGACUGAGCACUAUGCUUGCGUGGUUGACUUGCUUGGGCGUGCAGGAAUGGAAGAGCGAGCUUAUGAGAUUAUACAGAGGAUGCCAAUGAGACCUUCCAUUUCUCUCUGGGGAGCACUACUUGGGGCAUGCAAGAUGCAUGGGAAGACAGAGCUGGGAAGGAUUGCAGCUGAGAAGUUGUUUGAACUUGACCCUCAGGACUCUGGCAAUCACGUGCUGCUCUCAAACAUGCUUGCAUCAGCUGGCAGCAUCCACGAUGUGUAUGCAUGCCGCUAA
Molecule: messenger RNA, 1110 nt
Organism: Triticum turgidum subsp. durum (durum wheat)
Lineage: Eukaryota; Viridiplantae; Streptophyta; Magnoliopsida; Poales; Poaceae
Source: the annotation of a GenBank genome assembly